This is a messenger RNA of Temnothorax curvispinosus, 5937 nucleotides long. Its product is annotated as collagen alpha-1(XI) chain-like. The record is from RefSeq and is a predicted model, not a curated record. Gene Ontology annotation, molecular function: extracellular matrix structural constituent. NCBI's taxonomy places the organism in Eukaryota, Metazoa, Arthropoda, Insecta, Hymenoptera, Formicidae. The coding region runs from base 519 to 5633 and encodes 1704 amino acids. The transcript has 18 exons.
UAAAAUGUAAAGGGAAGGAGGGACUAACCCGGUGACACUGCAUCCUGCGGUCUAUCUGCCAUGUCUUAUGCGAAUCAGCGUUAAUAGAGGAGACGUGGAACCAUAACUAAAAAGCACAUGUGUGCAUGGAAUGCGCAAGUAGUCAUCUAGACGACAGUUGCACGCAUGCAUCGCAGAGGAAAACCAGGCCGAAAGAGGAAUGCAGUUCGAAUAAAGGGAUAGUCCAGCAAAGGGAAAAGAGGAGAUAGUACACAUUCUAUUACAUUCGUUAACGUGUUAUGUUAAUCUGGAGGAUGAGGAAUGUUGAGUAUUGAAGAAAGAGAAAUAAAAAUAUUGAGAAAGGAGGAAAGAAGUACGUAGAGAGGGGCCGAUGAUUCCAAUGACCGGAAAUACGUCGUCACGAAGAUCCUGUAAUCGUGGACUCGGCGUACCGUAUCUUUGGCGGGUCUAAGCCCACGUGGGGUGUCCUGUACGAGUACCGGAAAAUUGGCGGAAGCAUGUUUUGACGACGAGAGAAGAUGCGGCCACAGGACCACGCCAGGGGGCAAUGGAGAACGCUGCGAUCCACGUGGAUUGUGCUCCUCGCGCGUUCGCUGCUUCUGCCGGUACUCAUCGCAUCCGGUUUGCAGUCAAAUGCAGCGGAUGCCGCGCUGCAAGACGCAGCGAAGAACGUGACUGAUCUAAUUGAAGCCACGGGGAUGCAAGAGCAACUCUUUGGAGUGAGAAGGACGGAAAGUCGCUGCAGAGAUGGCACGGUUGCGUAUGACAUCAUGGAAGCCGCGAUCCUGAUGACUCCUACCAAUACGCUAUUUCCGACCGGUGUACCACAGGAUUUCUCUAUCUUAGUUGUUGCAAAGCCGAUGCAAGCUAACGAGUCAACGACUAAAGAUUACUCCACGUCAGUACUCUUCACUAUCUAUGGUGACAGAGGCGAGGAACAGUUGAUUCUUUCGUUGGGACGCGAUAUUAAACUCUUCUAUAACACAAAUUCGGACGAUAGGAGUGAACCGAUUUCCUUUGGUGUCGAUGUUUCUGACGGGCGGUGGCAUCGAUUGGGAGUUAGCAUCAAGGGCGAUGCUGUUACGAUUAUUCUCGAUUGUGACAGGCACAUCACGAAAAAGUUGCGGAGGAACCUCGAGAAACCGAUCGCCGGCAUCGUCAUGAUUGGACAGCAACUUAAGGGCGAUUUAUAUCUGGGAAGUCUUGAGAUGUUGAAGAUUUCUGUAAAUCCGGACGCUGCUUACGAAAUCUGCACACUGUUUGCCCCAGAUUGCGAGCACCAAUCAAGUACAUUGAAUUAUAAUUCAUCUUUUAACGAAGAUGAUUACAAAGAGGAGACUGAGAAAGAUUCGGAUGAAGAUGAUAACGGAGACUUUCCACUUCAUGAGACGAUCAAUACAAUUAAUGUAUUUCGAUCAACAGAGAAUCCUAUAUUUUAUGAAAUGGAAACGACGAUGACGACGACGACUGCGAAUGUGUACAAUACGGAAUCAAAUUAUCAGCAAAAUUACGGGGAAUUAGCAAAUAAUCCUUAUGAUGGAGAUUAUGUAAAGCGUUAUAAUACCCGAGGUCCAUCUGGACCCCGUGGGUUUCCCGGGCCGCCAGGAGUACCCGGCUUUUCCGGCAAGAAAGGCGAACCCGGUCGAGAUGGACUGUCUGGAUUGCCAGGUGUAUCGGGUCCACCAGGCAACGUCUUCGUGAUACCUACAGUGAAUCAACAGGAUAACGAAAAGGGGCCGGAUUCUCAAGCGGAAAUGUUGCGACAGUUGAUAUCUCAACAUAUGCAUGCGAUAAGAGGCGUAGAAGGCCCGAUGGGUCUUACGGGCGUUCCGGGUCCAGAUGGUCCGCCUGGACCUCAGGGUCAGAAAGGAGAACCUGGAGAAAUUGGCGAACCUGGACCUAGAGGGGACCAAGGAAGUCCCGGAAAUCCUGGUAGGGAGGGUAGAAGAGGUCAUCCCGGCAGAGACGGUGAACGCGGCCUCAGUGGACCACCAGGGACAAAAGGCGAACAAGGGCCAAUAGGAUUACCAGGUCUACCGGGUGAUAAAGGUGAACGGGGACCCUCAGGAAAAUCUGGAGAACUAGGUUUACCAGGCCACGAAGGAAUGCAGGGUGAAGACGGCCCUCCGGGGUUACCAGGCUUACCUGGUGAAUUGGGUCCGAGAGGUUUUAUUGGAUCAAGAGGUUUCCCCGGAUUACCGGGUAAUCCUGGUAUUCCUGGAAGUGAAGGGCCACCCGGUAUUAAAGGUAAUGCUGGUCCACUCGGUCCACCUGGGGCACCGGGACAAUCAGGACCUGCAGGCUCAAUAGGAUCGCCAGGACCUCAAGGUCUACCAGGGCCGAUCGGCUUAGUUGGUCCACAAGGAAAGCCCGGAAUUCCCGGUCUUCCGGGUGCUGACGGAUCUCCUGGACUUCCGGGGAAUCCUGGAAUUCCAGGAAUGAAGGGCGAGCAAGGCCCACCGGGCUCACAGGGACCGGUGGGAUUUCCGGGUGUCCGAGGUGUGAAGGGUGACGAAGGGCAACGUGGUCCACUGAGUGAACGCGGCGAAAAAGGGGAGAGAGGUUUGGAGGGUGAAAAAGGCGACGCAGGAAUGAAGGGAGAGCCCGGAGCGACAGGCCCGCAGGGAAUUCCUGGCCUCGAAGGUUUGGAAGGGCCGAAAGGUUUCGAGGGACCUCGUGGUGAAACUGGGUCCGCAGGCUCGCCCGGAGAAAAAGGAAAGAUAGGCAUACCGGGAUAUGCUGGCUAUCCCGGAAAUUCUGGAGAAAAGGGGGACAAAGGGCAACUAGGAAUUCAAGGGCCAAGCGGCGAUAAAGGAGAAAGAGGAAACAGCGGAUUACAAGGAGAACGUGGUACAACAGGCCCACGGGGCUUUAGAGGAACUCGUGGUAGAAGAGGAGCGGAAGGAUUACCAGGACCAAAAGGCGACACUGGUCAGCCAGGACCCCCUGGAUCAUCAGGCGAUGUUGGUCCUCCCGGUGUUGAAGGUUCACGUGGAUUCGUGGGACCAUCGGGUCCACCAGGUCUCGAUGGAAAGGACGGUAUACCAGGUCCGCCCGGCGAGCGUGGUCCAGCUGGCGAAUCGGGACCUACAGGACCUCCGGGAAUUCCCGGUGUUAUUGGUCCUCCAGGACCACCUGGAGAACCUGGUCAACCAGGCGAACUUGGAGCACCUGGCAAUCCGGGAGCUCCGGGUGAGAUUGGUCUACCGGGUGAACAAGGGAAAGAAGGACCGCCGGGUCUAGUCGGCCUGAUGGGAAUCAAAGGAUUGCCGGGUCCUGGCGGAUUACCAGGAUUUCCAGGUGAAAGAGGUCUGAGCGGUCUGCCGGGAUUGCCUGGCUUGAAAGGUGAGAUGGGACCUGUCGGAGCUCAGGGACCGCCUGGCGAUAAGGGUGCUCAAGGUGAUCCCGGUAAAGAUGGACCACCAGGCCCAGAAGGGAAGCAAGGACACAAAGGAUACAAGGGUUCUACCGGACUCAAAGGCGAAAAAGGCGAUCCUGGAUCAGCUGGACCUAUAGGUCAUGAUGGUCUACCAGGACAACGAGGUUUACCUGGGUCACCUGGACCAGUUGGUUCCCCGGGCGAAGACGGCGAUAAAGGAAAUGUAGGUCCACCCGGCGAAAAAGGAUUUAAAGGAUCUCAGGGGAAUAUAGGCCUUCCGGGCCCACAAGGAGUACAAGGACCACGUGGUGAACCUGGUGCGGUAGGUCUUCCUGGAGAGAAAGGACUACCAGGAGAGAUUGGACCGCGAGGGUCAAAAGGCGAGGUUGGUCCGGUCGGAGCAACUGGGCCAGCUGGGCCUGUAGGACCGAAUGGUUUACCGGGUCAACCAGGGCCAAAAGGCGAAGUCGGAGAUCCUGGAGCGAUUGGUCCUGUAGGGCUACCGGGAACUCCCGGAGAACGAGGUCCGAGAGGGUCAAAGGGCCUUAAGGGUGCAGAAGGCCUGCCGGGUCCAGAGGGUCGUCAAGGCGAAAAAGGAGACAGUGGAACGCCAGGACCUCCCGGAAAACCAGGAGUGGAGGGCAAACAGGGAGAAAGAGGUCCACCUGGAACGAAAGGGGAAGAAGGCAAGAUAGGAUUUCUUGGACUUUCUGGACUACGAGGAUUAACCGGUCCCGAGGGACCAAAAGGUGACGUUGGAUUACCUGGUCUUCCUGGUCCAUCCGGAGAACCUGGUCUUAUAGGCGCGAAAGGCGAGACUGGAAAGGACGGCGAGGAUGGACGCGCAGGCGAUCCUGGCGUACCAGGCGAAGCUGGGUUACCUGGCAAGGAAGGAUUACCGGGUCCUCCCGGGAAACCGGGUCCAGAAGGGCCGGCGGGUCAGCAAGGUAAUACAGGUUUGCCAGGAGAGAAAGGAGACAUUGGUCUUCCUGGAGAGCCGGGUCUUGAAGGGCCUAUCGGACCUCAAGGUCCUCCUGGUUUGCCUGGUUUUCCAGGAGUAAGAGGUUUGCCGGGCGCUGCCGGGGAAAACGGUCUCUUAGGCAUGCCGGGAGCCACUGGCGCUCCUGGGAUUAUCGGGCCGAUCGGUCCGAAAGGCCAGAAAGGUGAGAAAGGUCGCAGAGGUAUUAAAGGACAUCGAGGCGAACCGGGACUCGUUGGAAUUAAAGGCGACUACGGAAAGCGGGGAGAAAAAGGUGAUCGCGGAUUGCCUGGGAUGGAAGGGCCCAAAGGAAAUCCUGGACGCGCAGGUCACGAUGGACCCAGAGGAGAACUAGGAUUUGUCGGUUUACCUGGACCACCAGGACCAUCCGGGCCGAAAGGUUAUGCUGGGAAUGACGGGAUGCGAGGUGACGCAGGUCCGCCGGGUCCGCCAGGACCACCAGGGCCGCCUGGUCUAUCAACGGGACAAUUCGAUUUCGAGGGGAUAAUACCGCCGACGAUAUUUCGUGAUCAAUCGGCCAAAAGAAAACGCGACGCUUCCGAAAAUAUCGAGGAAGAUGAGAUAUUUGACAAGAAGCUCUUAGACAUAAACAAGUCUUUUUUAAACAUACAACAACAAUUGCAUUUAAUGCGUAAGCCAAUUGGUACCAGAGAAAUUCCGGCGAGAACGUGCAGAGAUCUGUUUUACGGACACCCCGAUUUGAAGGAUGGUUGGUAUUGGAUCGAUCCAAACCUGGGCAUGUCUGACGACGCUAUCAGCGUGUUCUGCAACAUCACGAACAUGGGCGAGACUUGCGUCUUUCCGGAUAUCCACAGUAGUCUCAUGCCGAACAUACCGUGGAGGAAAGAAGACAAUAAAACCGACUGGUACUCACAUUUACGUGGAGGAUUUAGAAUAAGUUACGAGACGAUCGGAGUAGUGCAGAUGAACUUCCUGCGUCUGCUCAGUCAAGAAGCUUACCAGAACUUUACGUACACGUGCAUGAACAGCGUCGCCUGGUAUGACGGUGAAGAUCGGGAUUACAAUCUCUCGGUGCGAUUACUCGGCGACAACGAGGAUGAAUUCUCGUUUAACGGUAUUAUGCCUCAUGUCAUCGCGGACGGGUGCAAGAGCCGGAGUGGCAAGGAGGAGACCGUGUUCUUAAUUCGCACCAGGAAGCUGCAGCAGCUCCCGCUGGUCGAUUUUUACCCGGUCGAUUACGGAUCGCCGCAGCAAGCUUUCGGCUUCGACGUCGGCCCGGUUUGCUUCAAAUAGGUCAGUGAACUGAUCACACUGUUCUCUCGCGAUUAUUAUCUUUAUGCAAUUUUUACGUGAUUACGCAUGAUUACGUAUUAUACGAGAGGUGCAGUUUAAGGCAAAGUUCGAUUUACGCAUAAUUCAGGAAACGAGAGAUUAUCAUGUAUUUAUAGCAUAAUUAUGGACUUUAUAUGUAACAUGUUUUAACUUUUUUUUGUACGUACAGUACAGGCCGAUAUUUUAAAGUAUGUUUAUAGAUAUGAUAAUUUAGAUAAAUAAUACGCUUAAUUAUGUCUAUAAAUAAAACGGCCUGUUAAUUAUU